This is a messenger RNA of Nerophis lumbriciformis (worm pipefish), 1035 nucleotides long. Lineage: Eukaryota; Metazoa; Chordata; Actinopteri; Syngnathiformes; Syngnathidae. The record is from RefSeq and is a predicted model, not a curated record.
AUGCGUGGCCCCGUAUUAUGCCUUGUCUGUCCCACCGGAUAUCUUCAUGUGGGCGGCGCCAGAACGGCGUUGUUUUGCUACCUGUUUGCGCGUCGCCACGGCGGCGAGGUUGUGCUCAGAAUUGAGGACACAGACCGUGAGCGCUCAACCGCAGAGUCUGUCCAGAGCAUUCUGGAAGGUUUGCAGUGGCUGGGCCUGAACGCCGAUGAACCGCCGGUGUACCAGUCUGAUCGAACGCAGCGUUACCAGGCGGUGAUCGAUCAAAUGCUGAAAAGCGGUCACGCCUAUCGCUGCUACUGCACCCGCGAAGAACUCGACGCCAUGCGCACUGCCCAGGAAAAGGCGGGUCUCAAGCCGCGGUACGACGGUACCCAUCGCGAUUUUGACGGGCCAGUAGAGGACGACGCUGAUUAUGUGGUGCGUUUUCGCAAUCCACAGGGUGGAUCAGUAACCUGGGAUGAUGCGGUGAAAGGUACAAUUGAGGUGUCCAAUGCAGAACUGGACGACCUGAUUAUUGCCCGCAGUGACGGCAGCCCUACCUACAACCUGACGGUAGUGGUGGACGAUCUGGAUAUGAAAAUCAGCCACGUGGUGCGCGGCGACGACCACGUCAACAACACGCCGCGGCAAAUCAAUCUAUAUCAAGCGCUAGGCGCCUCGCCGCCGGUGUUCGCCCACCUGCCAAUGAUUUUGGGGUCAGAUGGUGCCAGGUUGUCCAAGCGCCACGGCGCGGUGAGUGUCCUGGCUUAUCGGGAUGAGGGAUAUCUGCCUGAAGCGCUGCUCAACUACCUGGUGCGCCUGGGCUGGUCUCACGGUGAUCAGGAGGUGUUUUCCAUGGCACAAAUGAUCGAGCUGUUUGACCUUAAGGACGUCAACCGGGCGCCAGCGAGCUUCAAUACCGACAAGCUGAACUGGCUGAAUCAGCAGUAUCAGGCGGACAUGACGCAAGAGCAGCUGGGAGAGGCGCUGGCGCCUUUUCUGACCCAGCUGGAUACAGCCUUGAUGCUGGGCCUGCCCCCGGCGCGGUUGCGGUGA